AUGAUCGACUUAGAAGGAUAUUCUAGGAAACUGAAAGAACUAAAAAGGAAAGCGCAAGAUGCCACUAUUGAGAAUAGACUUCUUGUUGAUAGGGAGAGCAAAGACAUAGAAAGCUCUGGGAAACCACGAGUAUAUAACAUGCAAGAUGAUCAAGACAACCAGCUGGAGACACAGGAGGAAGACGCCGAUGAUAAAGUAGCAAAGCUUAUGAAUUACACUCUGCGACAGUACGAAGAAUGGGAAAAGAAACAAAAGGAUAAAAAGAUAAAAGAUGAUAGUUCUGACAUGAAGCAACUAGCGAUGUUUAGUUAUGAUAAAGGGGUCAGCAAUUUGAAUCGAUUCCGUACAGACAAAACAACAACGGAAAGAGAAGUACAAAUACAGGUAAACUCGAAGACUGGGAAGGUAAAUAUUCAGGAUGAAAAGAAGUUAGUAAACGAUCUUGCCAAGAAUUUGACUAAAACUGCCAACAAGAGAUAUAUGGUGACCAAGAAAAAACUAGAUGCCAGGUCGAAAGACUCCUCUGCUGAAGGGUAUAUUAAUGAACGAAACAAACACUUUAAUGAAAAACUGGAUAGAGAAAGCAGAUAUGGUGAAGAACAAAAUUGA
Messenger RNA from Naumovozyma castellii, 609 nucleotides. RefSeq names its product Syf2p (gene SYF2). The record is from RefSeq and is a predicted model, not a curated record. Lineage: Eukaryota; Fungi; Ascomycota; Saccharomycetes; Saccharomycetales; Saccharomycetaceae. The coding region runs from base 1 to 609 and encodes 202 amino acids. The transcript has a single exon.